UGGGGGUACCGAACGGGGCGGGGAGCGGGCUUUGGGGCGGCGUGAGGACGGGAGGGGUGAGAGAGGAUAUGGGGGGGUACGUGGGGUGUGCGACGGGGGCGGAGAUGGAUGGGGGUGCGGGGCAGGGGGCUGUGGAGCACUGUGGGACAAACGGGCACCUGCGGGCGUCCUCACCUGGGUGUGCCAUGGGUGCAGGUGGGCGUCAUGGCGUGAGAGUGCAGCCCUCAGCCUAUUGCCUCUGCGGGGCCACAGCCGCCCCCAUGGCGCUGCGGGAUACCCCCGCGGCCUGCCCGGCCCUGUGGCGGUGGCUGCGCUGCCCUCCAGCUGAGCUGCGCCUGGACCUGGUGCUGGCAUCCGGGCAGGCCUUCCGGUGGCGGGAGAGCAGCCCCGGUGCGUGGACAGGAGUGCUGGGUGACCGCGUGUGGACGCUGCGCCAGGAGCGGGACCGCCUGUGGUACACGGUGUAUGGCAAGGAGACGCCUGGCCCCGAAACUGACCAGAUCCUGUGGGAUUACUUCCAGCUGGAUGUGGGGCUGGCGGCCCUGUAUCGCGCCUGGGGGGCGGCUGACCCCCUCUUCUGCCAGCCAGCCACCGCCUUCCCAGGGGUGCGGGUGUUGCGGCAGGACCCUGUGGAGUGCCUACUGUCCUUCAUCUGCACCUCCAACAACCACGUGGCCCGCAUCACCACCAUGAUCGAGCGCCUCUGCCAGGCCUUCGGCCGACAGCUCUGCUUGCUGGACGAGCAGCCCUUCCACGCCUUCCCCUCCCUGGCAGCGCUGGCAGGCUCUGAAGCAGAGGCCAAGCUGCGGGCGCUGGGCUUUGGCUAUCGAGCCCGCUUUGUCAGCGGCACAGCACGCGCCAUCGCCGAGGGAAUGGGUGCCGAGGGGCUGUGCCAGCUGCGGGCCAUGCCCUAUGCUGAGGCCAGGAGGGUGCUGUGUGCCCUGCCAGGAGUGGGGGCCAAGGUGGCUGACUGCGUGUGCCUGAUGGCCCUGGACAAGACAGAGGCAGUGCCGGUGGACACCCAUGUGUGGAACAUUGCCAGGCAGCGCUACGGGGCAGCACUGGGUGCCCGCUCCCUGACUGCCCGGGUGCACCAGGAGAUCGGUGACUUCUUCCGUGAACUGUGGGGCCCCUAUGCAGGCUGGGCACAAGCGGUCCUCUUCUGCGCUGAUCUCCGCAAGGACCGGGACAGUCGGAGCCAGGCCAGGAGGGGCCGCAGCCAGGCAAGCCGUGGGGCUGGGUGCUCCUAGGGAAGUGGGCAUAGGGGGGUCUGAGAGCAGAGUUUAUCCGUCUUCUGCCCACUGUAUGCUGGCCUCUGGGAGACAAGCCAGGCCAGGCACCAUUUGUCUAUUUCCUUUAUUACAAGGAAUAAAAUAGAAAUGUCCAUUUGGAAAA
Molecule: messenger RNA, 1395 nt
Organism: Phasianus colchicus (ring-necked pheasant)
Lineage: Eukaryota; Metazoa; Chordata; Aves; Galliformes; Phasianidae
Gene: OGG1
Product: 8-oxoguanine DNA glycosylase
Biological process (GO): nucleotide-excision repair; base-excision repair, AP site formation; base-excision repair
Cellular component (GO): nucleus
Molecular function (GO): damaged DNA binding; 8-oxo-7,8-dihydroguanine DNA N-glycosylase activity
Source: RefSeq, a predicted model, not a curated record